Molecule: messenger RNA, 774 nt
Organism: Aphanomyces astaci
Lineage: Eukaryota; Oomycota; Saprolegniomycetes; Saprolegniales; Verrucalvaceae
Exons: 2
Coding region: 1-774 (257 amino acids)
Source: RefSeq, a predicted model, not a curated record
AUGAAGCAUGGUUCGGAUCAGAACGCGACAGCGAACGGACACUUGCAAAAGCUCUCUAUUGUAGUGCAAGUUCCGUCGAGGUUAUCAAACGAUGCCCACCAACCAGAAUAUGACCCCGAAGGGUUCAAAGGCGUUGUUCCAAAGCUGACCCACGAAAAACGACACAACAAUGUGUUGCGCAGCGUCGCUGGCACAUUGCACUUCGCUUCCCUGGUGUAUCUUGUCAUCUCCACCGCAUCCUCUGCCGCGGCCCCGUCCCACCAUCUACGUCUCCACCACCUUCGUGGACUAGACAACUUCGACGAGUGGCAUUUCGAGUUGACCACGAUCGUCCUCCAAGGAGAAGGCCUGACAACUCAGGCGACUCAGUGCGCUGGCGUCGAUGCCAAGUGGUUCAUCAAGGAACUGACGCGUGCAUCUCGCGUCCUCGAUGCCGACACUAGGAAACUGCGUCGGCACAUCGACGACGAAGUCCUCCAUCCGUCAUCGGAGCCCCCACUUCCACCACCUGUCCUCGAUGACGUGGAGCCGAAAUUGAUCGACCCCAUGAUGGAAUACCUGACCGAACAUCGUUUGGUCAAGUUCCUCGAAGCUCGCGCAGCCAAAGCCUCGCUAGAGGAACUCAUCAAAACUGAACACGCUGAUGUCGAACGAUCCAUCGCGUUGGUCUAUGCGUCGUUGUCGGAGUCAGUGCGCCGCAACGCUGCGGCCGCAAACCUCGUUCCAUGCGCGCACUGCAUCAUAGAGUGGCCCCGCGGCAAGUUCUGCAGCUAG